CUUCACCCCCCCUCCUCCCCUUCUUUCUCUACCUUUACACCUCUUGGUCCGACGCUCCCUAUCACAUCGCGAACCAGACAGCUAUUGUACCCUCUCGUUUCUCACGAGCAAGAGUCGCACGCUACUAUCGACUUGGGGUUUUUAUAUAUAUUGAUACCUGUUGCGCUAGCUCAGACUAUCCUAUCUCCCUUGUCUUGGUCGUUUACCAACCCACCGUCUAUACAAAACGCAAGCGCUACACCUGGUUCCCGCUUCGCGCCGCGCCCACCUACCUAUCGUCACAUCGACUCAACCACCAUUACACUACACUAUACGACACCAACCCUCCACCCCCUCAAGAAACCAACAACACCAACAAUGCCCUCCUCCUCCUCCCCCAACCAACCCACCACAACCACCCCAUCCACCACCACCGACCUCGAAUCCGACCUCCUCCUGCACCUAACCAGCACACCUGCGCUCGAAGACCUCCACGCCACACUCCUCAGCUCACUCCAACGUCUCGGCUGGACAGAACGGAUCCGAAAACUCGCGCAGGAACUCCUUCGCGGCGGACGAUGCGAGCGAUUCGACGAGGUAUUCGAAGCGGUAGUAGCGUCCGCGGAGGGGAGGAAACAUCCUAUCCUUGCGGAGGCGAAUAAAGCGAAGCAACAAAGCAAUGGGAAUAAUAGUGGUGGGGACGAGGAUGGUAGUAGUGGCAUUGGGGAUCUGGAGGCGUUUGAUGUGAGGAUUCCGUCGGCGGUGGUGGAGCAGGGGGUUAGGGCGUUGAAGGAGGUGUUGAGGGAGGUGGUGGUUGCGGAGGAUGGGGGGGAUAUUUUGGGGGACGUUGAGAAUGGGCAUAAGGAGGAGGGUGGUGGUGGUGGUGGUGGUGGUAAGGGGUCGAAGAAUAGUAAGGAUGGAGGGGGGGAUACGGCGAGUCCGGUGAAGAAGGUGAAGAAGGAGUCGAAGACGGGGAGUAAGGUUAAAUGA
This is a messenger RNA of Aspergillus eucalypticola CBS 122712, 969 nucleotides long. RefSeq lists its product as uncharacterized. The transcript is spliced from 2 exons. The record is from RefSeq and is a predicted model, not a curated record. Lineage: Eukaryota; Fungi; Ascomycota; Eurotiomycetes; Eurotiales; Aspergillaceae. The coding region runs from base 358 to 969 and encodes 203 amino acids.